Scomber scombrus (Atlantic mackerel) is the source of this 829-nucleotide messenger RNA. It is a transcript of the gene prorsd1, whose product is annotated as prolyl-tRNA synthetase domain containing 1. The transcript is spliced from 4 exons. Lineage: Eukaryota; Metazoa; Chordata; Actinopteri; Scombriformes; Scombridae. The record is from RefSeq and is a predicted model, not a curated record. The coding region runs from base 135 to 644 and encodes 169 amino acids. Gene Ontology annotation, molecular function: aminoacyl-tRNA deacylase activity.
CCAAAUAAAGAAGAAGAAGUCUCCUCUUCCUCUGCUCGCAGCUGUUUCUGUCACUGACUCUCUCUCAGUCAGUCAAUGCUUCCACUUUAGUUAGUGUGUUUUUAGGUUUUUAUUGAAGCUCUCAGGUAUUAAAGAUGUCCGGGGAGCUGCGGGCACAGCUGGAGGAGUUUCUGCAGACUUUAAACAUCCAGACGAGCUGCGUGGAGCAUCCGCCGGUGUUCACAGUGGAGGAGAUGAUGCCUCACCUGCAGGAAGUCAGCGGAGCAGUCACUAAGAAUCUGUUCCUGAAGGACAAGAAGAAGAAAGGACUGUGGUUAGUGUCUGCUCGCCACGACCGACAGGUCAACCUCAACGAUCUCGCCAAGAAGCUCGGCGUCGGCAGCGGGAACCUGCGCUUCGCUGACGAGGCGGCCAUGCUGGAAAAACUCAAGGUGGGUCAGGGCUGUGCCACGGCUCUCGCUCUGCUCUUCGAUAAAGAUCACAGCGUGAAGUUCGUGUUGGACCGCGACCUGGUGGAAGGAAGCCACGAGAGGGUCUACUUCCACCCGAUGACCAACGCCGCCACCAUGGGCCUCCGACCGGACGACCUGCUGCGCUUCCUGAAGGAGACGGGACACGAGCCGGUUCUGGAGAGCUUCGAGUAGAAACCGGAUCAGGACGAGUGUUGUCUGAUCAUUAAUGGACCAGAGAUCAAUCAGACCACAUUUAAUCCAGUUCUUCUUGUUUUAAUUGCUCAUUUAUGUUGUUUACCAAAUAUAUGUCAAAAAAUCACUAUCGGAGUAUUUUUACAAUUUUUACUAUCUCUCUCUCUCUCUCUCUCUCCUCUCUC